This is a messenger RNA of Mizuhopecten yessoensis (Yesso scallop), 852 nucleotides long. RefSeq names its product chromosome transmission fidelity protein 8 homolog. NCBI's taxonomy places the organism in Eukaryota, Metazoa, Mollusca, Bivalvia, Pectinida, Pectinidae. Gene Ontology annotation, biological process: mitotic sister chromatid cohesion. The record is from RefSeq and is a predicted model, not a curated record. Bases 104 to 487 code for a protein of 127 amino acids. The transcript is spliced from 3 exons. Gene Ontology annotation, cellular component: Ctf18 RFC-like complex.
ACUGAAAAACUUGGCGGUAAAUUUCACUCGACCGGAUUGUAAACAUUAGCCUUGGACUGAAUCAAUUCUGGGAUAAGUCAUACAUAACAAAUAUUGUAGCAGCAUGCAGAUACCGAUCAAGAUACCAGGAGGGCCAGGCCAGUGUCCAGAGUGGGCCAUUAUUGACCUUCAGGGAGGACUGGAGACAAGAAACAAUGUUUCUCUAAAUGGACGAUUCAUGGGUGAUCUCCAUUUUACACACAAGAAUGUUCCUGUGCUUAUCAUCGGCCAUCAUAUCCUGUAUGGAAAAGUGUGUGAUCUAGAGAAACCAUUUGCUGUGCUGACAAAGAAACACUCAGACACCGACAAUGAUACAGUGCUAGAUCAGGACAAUACUGACAAGCAACAUACAGACACUCAUUAUCUUGUUAAAGCUAUCAUACGAAGGAGACUUCUGUUCAAAACACGACCAAAGCCUAUUAUCGCUAAUGUGCCAAAGAAACUGUGAUAUUGUUAUACCAUUUAAUGUAUGAUUCUGUAUAAUAAAUUGUUUUUAUAUAAAUCUUUGGUUUGGAUAUGAUUGAUAUGUUGUCAUACUGUAAUCUCUGCUUUCACAUAUAUAUAUGAAGUGCCACUUUUAAGGAUCAUAGACUUUCUUAAGCAUCUUAAAUAUAAAUUAUAACUUAAGAUGACUAUUACUCAAGCACAAGGUCAAGGUCAAACUGCUGUAUCCUGGCCAUGGUUGACCUUACAAAAUGCAGUGUGCACACAUAUAUUUCACAUAUAUAUGGAAUGCCUAUAGAACAAUUGCAAGGGCAGCUCAAAGGUCUGAAAGCUGUAUUCCUCAAAAAUGUCACACAUGUGGAUGGCAUU